AUUCACUGCGUCAUCCACCCCUCGAUGGCCUCGACGCCGAUAACGCGCAGCCUCUCGCGGCGUCCCCUGCACGACUUCUCCUCCUUCUCCUCCUCCUCCCCAACCCGCAUCUGUCGCAACUGCAAGCUCCCCCGCCGCCCAUUCUCAAGCGCCGCCGCCGUCCCGUCAUCAUCAUCACCACCGCCUCGGCCCCCAGCCUCGGGCAUCGCACCCCUCUCCUCGAGACAGCUGCUCUCCGUGGCCGGCCCCGACGCGGCCAAGUUCCUGCAGGGCAUCAUCACCCAAAACGUCGUCUCCCGCAUGGGCGAGCCCCGGACCGAUCCGUUUUACACGGCGUUUCUGAACGCCACGGGGCGGGUGCUGCACGACGUCUUCAUCUAUCCCGUUCGGGGCGCUGCUGCUGCUGCGGGUGACUCGGCGGCGCAGGAGGGAGACGGCUUCUUGAUCGAGGUGGAUGCGGCGCAGAUGAAUGCGCUGAUGAAAUACAUCAAGCGCUACAAGCUCAGAGCAAAAGUCGCCUUUCGAGCAAUCGAUCCGGGCGAGAUUUCCGUCUGGCACGCAUGGAACGACAACACCACCCCCAGCUCGACCCUCGACAACAUCCCGCCAGACUCAUCGAGGAUCGUCUUCCAGGACCCCCGCGCCCCCGGCCUCGGCCACAGAAUCAUCCAGCUCGCCGGCCAAAAACCCCCCGAGAUCGACAUCGAGCGCGCCACGGAAGACGCCUACACGAUCCGCCGGUACCUCCACGGCGUGCCCGAGGGCCAGGACGAGAUCCUGCGCGAGCAGGCCCUGCCCCUCGAGAGCAACAUGGAGCACAUGAACGGCAUCGACUUCCACAAGGGCUGCUACGUCGGCCAGGAGCUCACCAUCCGCACCAAGCACCGCGGCGUCGUGCGCAAGCGCAUCCUGCCCUGCGCCAUCUACGACCCUGCCAAGGCGGCGCCCCCGAGCCUCGUCUACGACCCGGACUACUACUCCGAAAGCGCGGGAAGCCCCGAGGCGCUGACCGCGGACAUGAUUCCCGCCGAGACCAGCAUCGGGCGCUCCGGCAAGCGCGGGCGCAGCGCCGGCAAGUGGCUCCGCGGCCUGGGCAACAUCGGGCUGGGGCUGUGCCGCCUCGAGAUCAUGACGGACGUGGUGCUGCCCGGGGAGCAGGCGGCGGCCACGUUCCGCGACGGCGACGAGUUUGAGCUGGAGUGGGGGGAGGAGGACAACAAGAGCGGCGUCAAGGUCAAGGCGUUUGUGCCGGAGUGGCUGAGGCGGAAUCUAGACGGACAGCAGCGAUGA
Messenger RNA from Trichoderma citrinoviride, 1290 nucleotides. RefSeq names its product Aminomethyltransferase folate-binding domain-containing protein. The record is from RefSeq and is a predicted model, not a curated record. Lineage: Eukaryota; Fungi; Ascomycota; Sordariomycetes; Hypocreales; Hypocreaceae. The transcript is spliced from 2 exons. Bases 25 to 1290 code for a protein of 421 amino acids. Gene Ontology annotation, molecular function: protein binding. Gene Ontology annotation, cellular component: mitochondrial matrix.